GUUGGCUCCGACUUCCUCUUCCUAUAACGAUGCGGCUCCGACUCAAGAUGAUGAUGCUGAGGCUGUGGGUACCGCUUUAAAGAAGCGGAUGCUGACCACGCCCUUCCGCGAACCACCGAUAGAGGGCGCGGUUUCGAUCCCAAGCAGGCCGAAAGAGCAGCAGCUUUUACCUCACUGCCCUUCCAGCAGCAUCUCACCUUCAGCCGGCCACACGCACAUCCGCCGACGCCCCUGACAGAGACCACCGGAGGCACAAGCCGCGUCUGGAAGAGAAAAACAAACGGGGCGAAAGCGUCCAAAACCAGGGCCAAUUGAUUUAAUAAUGUAGGGCUUGUUUUUGCGGUUUGACAUCUAAUUUAGCCUGCCCGCUUCACUGCGACACAGAAAUCCCGCAUAGAUCUACCGCAACCUUCUCCUCGGCUUGUCACGAUCAACCCGUCUUGCCUUCCCGGACGCAAGCAGUCGACGUCUUCCGCGAAUCCGUCGCUGUUUGGGUUUUUUUCUUUUCUCUUUUCGGCAGUCAGAUCAGGCCGCAUCUGCUCGCCCUCCAGCCUCAGCAGCAUCUUUCCAGCAGCAGCAGCAGCAGCAGCAGAAGCAGCAUCAUCAUCCUUCUCAUCAACGCCAUCCUCGAAUCUGCGCAAUGGCCGACGUACCAGCGGAGUGCAACAUAAAAGUGCUGUGUCGCUUUCGCCCCCUCAACCAGUCGGAGAUCGUACGCGGGGACCAGUUCCUGCCCAAAUUUCAAGGGGACGACACCGUCAUCGUGGGGGGGAAGCCGUAUGCAUUUGAUCAUGUGUUUCCAACCAACACCACCCAGGAGCAAGUUUACAAUACCUGUGCCAAGCAGAUCGUCAAGGAUGUGCUCAGUGGAUACAAUGGCACCAUCUUUGCAUAUGGACAAACGUCCUCUGGGAAGACUCACACCAUGGAGGGAAAGCUGCACGACCCUCACCAGAUGGGCAUCAUUCCUCGCAUUGCUGAGGAUAUUUUCAAUCACAUCUUUGCGAUGGACGAAAACCUGGAAUUCCACAUCAAGGUUUCCUACUUUGAAAUCUACAUGGACAAAAUCCGUGACCUGCUGGAUGUGACGAAGACCAACCUGUCUGUCCAUGAGGAUAAGAACAGGGUUCCAUAUGUUAAGGGAUGCACUGAGCGCUUUGUGUCCAGCCCUGAUGAGGUUAUGGAUGUGAUUGAUGAAGGCAAAGCGAACCGCCAUGUUGCUGUGACCAACAUGAACGAGCACAGCUCUCGCAGCCACAGCAUCUUCCUGAUCAACAUCAAGCAGGAGCACGUGGAGACGGAGCAGAAACUGUGUGGGAAACUCUACUUGGUGGAUCUGGCUGGCAGCGAGAAGGUCAGUAAGACCGGAGCUGCCGGUUCUGUCCUGGACGAGGCUAAAAACAUCAACAAGUCUCUUUCCGCUCUGGGGAAUGUCAUCUCUGCCUUGGCCGAGGGAACGAAAAGUCACGUUCCGUACCGCGACAGCAAAAUGACCCGCAUCCUGCAGGACUCGCUGGGCGGGAACUGUCGCACCACCAUGUUCAUCUGCUGCUCUCCGUCCAGCUACAACGAAGGGGAGACUAAAUCAACUCUGAUGUUCGGACAGCGCGCCAAGACCAUAAGGAACACGGCCUCCAUUAACCUGGAGUUGACUGCCGAGCAGUGGAAGAGGAAAUACGAGAAGGAGAAGGAGAAGAACAAGACGCUGAAGGAGACGAUUCAGAAACUGGAGGCGGAGCUCAACCGCUGGAGAAACGGAGAGGACGUACCCGAGACUGAGCAGACCACGGCAGACGUGGUGACUCGCAUCGAGACCGUGGAGGAGCGCCCCGUUCUGGACAACGACACCUCCUCCAUUGUGGUCCGCAUCUCCGAAGAGGAGCGGCAGAAGUACGAAGAGGAGAUCCGCAAGCUGUACAAGCAGCUGGAUGACAAGGACGAUGAGAUCAACCUGCAGUGUCAGCUGGUGGAGAAACUGAAGCAGCAAAUGCUGGACCAGGACGAGCUCCUGGCCUCGUCCCGGGGAGACGGGGACAAGGUCCAGGCUGAGCUCGGCAGGCUGCAGGUGGAGAGCGACUGCGCCAAGGCCGAGGUGAAGGAGGUCCUUCAGGCUCUGGAGGAGCUGGCCAUUAACUACGACCAGAAGAGCCAGGAGGUGGAGGAGAAGGGCCUGCAGAACCAGCUGCUGGCCGACCAGCUGUCCCAGAAAAUGGCGAGCCUGAUGGAGCUGGAGGCAGAGCUGUCCCGUAUGCAGGAGGUGAGCGGUCAGCAGAGGAAGCGCAUCGCCGACGUCCUCAACGGACUCAUGAGGGACCUCAGCGAGUUCAGCACCAUCGUUGGGAACGGAGAGAUAAAGCUGCCGGUGGAGAUCAGCGGCGCCAUCGAGGAGGAGUUCACCGUGGCCCGGCUCUACAUCAGUAAGAUCAAGUCGGAGGUGAAGAGCAUGGUGAAGCGAUGCCGCCAGCUGGAGAACAUGCAGCUGGAGUGCCACCGCAAGAUGGAGGAGACCGGCCGGGAGCUCUCCUCCUGCCAGCUCCUCAUCUCUCAGCAUGAGGCUAAGAUCCGCUCUCUGACCGAGUACAUGCAGAGCGUGGAGCAGAAGAAGAGGCAGCUGGAGGAAAGCCACGACUCCCUGACCGAAGAGCUGGCUAAGCUGCAGGACCAGGAUAACUCUGUGCUUGAGGAGAAAGACGGAGAGAAGGGUGAGAUCGAGGAUGGAAAUACGAAGAAAGCGCUUCGUCAGCAGGGGGAGUCUCACCGCGGCCUCCAUCACAAGCAGCUCGCCCGCCUGCGGGAUGAGAUCAACGAGAAGCAGAGGGUCAUCGAUGAGCUCACCGAUCGCAACUCCAAGCUGGAGCUGGAGCUGGCUCAGGUGCGCGCCGACUUUGAUCGCCUGAAGAGUCAGGACAGCUGCAAGAGCGAGCGCCUGGAGGAGCUUUCAUUCCUGCAUGAGCGCCAUGAGCAGACCAAGCAGGACUUGAAGGGUCUGGAGGAGACUGUUGCCCGCGAACUCCAGACCCUCCACAACCUGCGCAAGCUGUUCGUUCAAGACCUCACGUCGCGGGUUAAAAAAAGUUCCGAAAUGGAGCCUGAUGAUAGCGGGGGGUCUAGCACCCAGAAGCAGAAGAUUUCCUUUCUUGAGAAUAACCUGGACCAACUUACAAAGGUUCACAAACAGCUGGUUCGUGACAAUGCAGAUCUGCGUUGUGAGCUUCCAAAGCUGGAGAAACGUCUUCGGUCUACUGCUGAGAGAGUUAAGGCCCUGGAGACUGCACUGAGGGACGCCAAAGAGGGCGCCAUGAUGGACCGCCGCCGCUACCAGCAGGAGGUGGAUCGGAUCAAGGAGGCCAUGAAGUCUAAAAUCGCGCUGCGGCGCCCCCAUGCUGCACAGAUCGCAAAACCAGUGAGACCAAAGCAGCUGCCCGUCUGCUCUCCCACCAACCCGUUCUACGCCUACAUCCGGGCCACCGAGCACGCCAACGCCUACAGCAACGCCCUCUUCCAGAGCAGCACGACGCCCAAGAGCUCCUCCAGCAUCGACUGCAACCUGAACUCUGUGCAGAGCAACACAGUUUCCACAGCUCUGGGCUACAGAGCAGGGAGGUAUAAUGGAGAUGUGCUGGAGUCCUACCCACUCAACAUUGACAACGGAAACAGCAUCAAUGAAACCAGAGACAUAAAUGACAACAGAAGUGACGUUCACUGUGGCAGCGAGGUGGAUGACUCAAACAGGCACAACAGCAUGCAGCAGCCGCAGACUGCUUCAAGUUAGCUCAACCAAACACUGUAACCCUCGGAGAACCCUCCCGUUUUGUUCGCAUGCAGCCUCUGUGACCUCCGUCCACCGCAUCACCACUGAAGAUGAAGAUGAAGAUCUGUAGCCCUGUGGAAGAUGAAGCCCCCUCCUGUUCCCACGGUGACCUUUCUUGCUCUCCGUUUUGGGCUCCAGUCCCUUCCGGUUCAGCCAGUGCUGAGCAUCUUCUCUCAGGCUCUGCUUUAUUCAGACAGCCUAAUCACAGACGAAUCUAAAUUAUUGAUCCGUGAGUUCAUCGACGGGGCCCAGCAGAUAUCACUGCCUGAGGUGGCUGAACCGAACCAGGACUGGACCCAGAUUGCUCGAUGCUCACACUUUGUAAAUAGUAGUGCUGUAUACUCCUGUAGUUUUUUUUUCUUCUUUUUGUUUUUGACCAACAACUGUUUGUCCAAAUUGCCACACUCGCUCCGCCCCCUUUGUGCAAAUUUUCUUCGCCACGCCGGUUUAAAAAAAACAACAAACAAAACAACAAAUGCGAGCGACCAUGAAUCUUUUAUUCUGUCAUAAAUAAGAGCGUAUACCAGCUAGUCGGUUGACACCUCAGUCUUUUUGUGCAUGUUGCUUAAGUUUCCUGGCCAAGCUUUCAAAUCUCUCUGCAUGUGUCCUAUAUGGAGCUGGUGAUGGAUGCAAGAAACAAGAAACGAGAGCGGGACGAUUUCCCUCAGUCCAGAUCUUGGUGUCAGUACUCUAUGUUUUCUAUCUCAAAGUAAAUCUCAGUGCAGAUUUAAAUCAGUGUAAAUAAAAAAAAAAAGGAAAAGUCACAACGAAUAUUAGAGAGAAUCCCAGCUCAGACUCACAGUUGCAUUGAGAGGAUCUCGACUGAUUGCUUUGAUAAUGCCGCAGCUGUACGAUGGCCCUCUGUACAUUCCCUGCACCGCUCGCACACUUCAGUGUCCCCUUUACCGAGCCUUAACAUCAACUGAUACUUCACAGUCAAUUGGACUCGCUGGCAUUUGCAUAAAGUACAUUUGUAAUUACUACCUCUAGAGCAGCUUGUUGUUUAUGAAUACCUUUCUUUUCAGAUGCUGAUUAAAAAGAGAGCUGAUCUUAGAGUUUCUACACAGUUGUAACUUUAGAAUAAGAGUACGUGUAAGUAGAUUUUGACGUAUUAACCAUAGCUGUAGUUUUCGCCUCAUGCCGGUUCAUUAAAAAAA
Messenger RNA from Poecilia latipinna (sailfin molly), 4968 nucleotides. RefSeq names its product kinesin heavy chain isoform 5A-like. The record is from RefSeq and is a predicted model, not a curated record. Lineage: Eukaryota; Metazoa; Chordata; Actinopteri; Cyprinodontiformes; Poeciliidae. Bases 641 to 3772 code for a protein of 1043 amino acids. Gene Ontology annotation, molecular function: microtubule motor activity; microtubule binding; ATP binding. The transcript has 29 exons. Gene Ontology annotation, biological process: microtubule-based movement.